UCACAUAGUGAAGUUGGAAAACAUACCCGGGACCUCCCUGCACGUCGGCACAGCCUGCUCUUCCCUGAGGGGCUUCGGGAAGAUGCGCCCCGACGCCUGCACUCUGGGAACGCAGGGAUAGGGUGUCCGGGAGGGAUGCGGGUCCUAAAGGGGUGGACCAUUCCUCCCCUGGCCCUCCAGGCUGUCAGUGUUGUGCUGAGCCAGUCGUUCAGUGCCCCAGAUAUCUGGAGGGGUAACACCAUGCUCCUCCCCCCUCAGAGCACCCUCUGUGUCCAGAUGCCAGAGUAGCUACCCUGUCCUCUGGUCCCCAGCCCAGGGGCAGUCACAGGAAGAGCAAUGGAGACUUGGCUGGGCAGGCUCUGGCUGUGUGUAAUGCUGUUCCUGCCUCUCCUUCAGCUCUGCCAGGAUCAGGAGUUGUUUGGACCUUCUCCUCAGCCGCCAUCAGAGGAGGGCCAGGUCCCUGAGGGCCUCUGGGGACCUUGGGGCCGAUGGGCCUCCUGCUCCCAGCCCUGUGGGGUGGGGGUGCAGCGCAGAAGCCGAUCUUGUGAACUACACCCAGUCCUGCCCCUCCCUCCCCGACCCCCAAGACAUCCAGAAGCCCACCGGCCCCGGGGCCAGGGCUCCAGACCCCAGACUCCACGGGCUCCCCAGUCCCUGUAUAGGCCACAGCCUCGGGGAAGGGGUGGUCCUCUUCGAGGUCCUGCUUCUCAAGUGGGGAGAGAGGAAACCCAGGAGCCUCAAGGGGUCCAGAGGUUCCGAGUUCGAGACCCUAUCAAGCCAGGGAUGUUCGGUUAUGGGAGAGUGCCUUUUGCCUUGCCUCUGCACCGGAGCCGCAGACAUCCUCACAAACCUGGACGACCCAAGAACUCUUCUACAGGGGAAGAAACACUUCCAUCCCAACCUCCAAGCACAGAACUGGCCUCUGAAAAGCAGAGCCCCCACAUGCAGCCCCCUGAGCUGCGUACCCAACCCCAUUCUCCCUCAGCUGAAACUCCAAGGUCAGGAAUUGCUCAGACAGAAGUGCCCCCCAGAACCAGUUCUGCUCCUUCUCACACAGGGAUUCCUGCACCCACCUCCUCCUUUGGAGAUAGUAGGUCUUUCCAGGGAUCCCCUGGGCCACGAAUGCCAACUUCCCAGGGAAGUUGGAGCAGUCCCCAGGGAGCAGAGCGACAUCCACAUCCUUUCUUUCCUGUCACCCGGAGCCAGCAGAGCAGGAGGCACUGGAGACCUCCAGGGAGUCCUCACAGGUCCCCAGAUGGCUGGCUGCCUCUGACAAGAGACUCCAGCCCACUCUGGAGCCUCUUUGCUCCCAGUAGUCCCAUUCCAAACUGUUCUGGAGAAAGUGAACAGAUGAGAGCCUGCAGCCAAGAGCCUUGCCCCCCUGGGCAGCCAGACCCUAGGACCCUGCAGUGCGCCGCCUUUGACUCCCAGGAAUUCAUGGGCCAGCUGUACCAGUGGGAGCCCUUCAUGGAAGUUCAAGGCUCCCAGCGCUGUGAACUUAACUGCCGCCCCCGUGGCUUCCGAUUCUAUGUCCGACACACUGAAAAGGUGCAGGAUGGAACCCUGUGUCAGCCUGGAUCCCUAGACAUUUGUGUGGCUGGACGCUGCCUGAGCCCCGGCUGUGAUGGAAUCCUUGGCUCUGGCAGGCGUCCGGAUGGCUGUGGAGUCUGUGGGGGCGAUGGUUCUACCUGUCGUCUCGUUUCGGGGAAUCUCACUGACCGAGGGGGCCCCUUGGGCUAUCAGAAGAUCCUGUGGAUCCCCGCGGGAGCCUCCCGUCUUCACAUUUCCCAGUUCAGACCCAGUUCCAAUUACCUCGCACUUCGAGGGCCCGGGGGCCGCUCCAUUAUCAAUGGCAACUGGGCUGUGGACCGUCCAGGGUCCUAUCAGGCCAUCGGAACUGUUUUCCAGUAUAACCGGCCUCCUCGGGAGGAAGGCAAGGGGGAGAGUCUGUCAGCAGAGGGCCCUACCACCCAGCCUGUGGAUGUCUAUAUGAUCUUUCAGGAGGACAACCCAGGUGUCUUUUAUCAGUAUGUCAUCUCUUCUCCUCCUGCGGUCCUAGAGAGUCCUUCCACAAAGCCUCCAGCCCUUCAGCUUCAGCCUGAGAUGCUGAGAGGGGAGCCCCUACUCCCCUCAGCCCCCCGCCCAGUUCGGGCACCAGGCACCCUCCAGCGUCAGGUUCGGAUUCCCCAAGUGCCUCCUCCAACUCACGUCAGGACAGCCAUGGGGUCUUUGGCUGGAUACUGGAAGCAAGUGGGGCACUCUGAGUGUUCAGCAUCCUGUGGCAAAGGUGUUUGGCGCCCCAUUUUCCUCUGCAUUUCCCGUGAGUCAGGAGAGGAGCUGGAUGAACAGAGCUGUGCUGUGGGGGCCAGGCCUCCAGCUUCUCCUGAACCCUGUCAUGGACCCCCAUGUCCCCCAUACUGGGAGGCUGGGGAGUGGACAUCCUGCAGCCGAUCCUGUGGCACUGGCACGCAGCAUCGCCAGCUGCUCUGCAGACAGGAAUUUGGAGGUGGUGGCUCCUCAGUACCCCCAGAACGCUGUGGACAUCUCCCCCGGCCCAACAUCACCCAGCCUUGUCAGCUGCACCUCUGUGGCCACUGGGAGAUUAGCUCCCCCUGGAGCCAGUGCUCUGUGCGCUGCGGGCGUGGUCAGAGGAGCCGGCAAGUUCGGUGUGUUGGAAGUAAUGGCUAUGAAGUGAGCAAGCAGGAGUGUGCUUCAGGGCCCCCUCCACCGCCCAGCAGAGAGGCCUGUGACAUGGGCCCCUGUACCACAGCCUGGUUCUACAGUGACUGGAGUUCCAAGUGUUCCUCAGAGUGUGGGUCUGGCACACAGCACAGAGACAUUAUCUGUGUGUCCAAACUGGGGGCUGAGUUCAAUGUGACUUCUCCCAGCAACUGUUCCCACCUACCCAGGCCCCCUGCCCUGCAACCCUGUCAGGGGCAGGCCUGUGAGGACCGAUGGUUCUCUACUCUCUGGAGCCCGUGUUCUCAGUCCUGCCAGGGAGGCAUGCAGACGAGGGAAGUCCAGUGCCUGAGUAGCAACCACACUCUCAGUUCCCGAUGUCCUCCUCACCUGCGACCUUCCAGGAAGCGGCCCUGUAACAGCCAACCCUGCAACCAGCGACCAGAUGACCAAUGCAAGGACAGUUCUCCACAUUGCCCCCUGGUGGUACAGGCCCGGCUCUGCGUCUACCCCUACUACACAGCUACUUGCUGCCGGUCAUGUGCCCAUGUUCUGGAGCAGUCUCAGCUGGAUCCUGCUUGAAAUGGGUCCAAGAGACCCUCUCUUCGUAGUUUUUCUUAUGCCACCCACUGACUAGCCGGCUCUGUAUCCUCUGGCUUCUCGCCUGGUCUCAGCCUUGCCAGAGGGAUCCAGGGUGAAAGACCUACAGUGUGAUAACCCAAGAGUCCCUGACCUACCUGGGUGUUUGCCCCCCUGUGUACGUUCAUCACUUUCUCAAAAGCAGCCUGAGAAAGAACAGGAAGUGGGCAGUGCUUGUUUCCCUCAUACUUUUUGGGGCUGAGGAGAAAGCAAGAUUACAUUUCCACACUCCUCUGAGCUACACAGUGUGUGCCCCAGCCCUUAUCUCCACAUCAGGCCUCACAUCUUUCUAAGUCACCCUGUUGAUCCUAACCCUGCCUUAUCUAGUCUCUGUAUUCCUACCUCCCUAACUAGCAGGGGCAGGGGUCAGCCACUGCUACCUUACCCGGGAAAGACCACACCUCCAGAGCAGGGACCAGUUGUGUCAAGGGUGAAAAAGGGUCAGCAUGAGACACCCUAGCCCCACCCCCACUUCACACUGAAAAUGAUGCCCACCCCAGAAGUAAUUUAUUUUUUAUUAAAGUUGAUUGUGACAAAUAUUGUGAUCUUCAUGGGGACCCCACCAUCUGAGCCCUGUGAGGCCAGAAUGUGGUGUGGGAAGGGAGCUGCAUUUAGGGAUGGGAGGAAGGUGUGGUCCUCACGGGCUGUGGAGUGAGCUUCAGACCUGGAGCAUCCCGUCCCACCCAAGAACUGCAGAUGGCUCGUUGGCCACUAGGGGCCGCUACUUUUCCCAGUUUAGGAGCCGUAAUGGGUGCUUGGAUCCCAGUAGGGAUCCUAUGGUAGGCUUUUGGGUAGGCUCUUUCUGUAGUCUCUAGGAAUCCAGCAGGACUUUUCAAUCCAGGGCCAAGCGGGCUUGUGUGUGCUUGUGGGGCACGGGGGUGCUUUUCAGGUUCUCUUGCUCUGGCCUGUCUUCUCUUUAACCCAGUUCCCUGUUAGAUGCUUGCUUACUGCUUCCCUUCAGUGCACGUGGUGGUGACUUUGCCCCCUCCCCUUGCUCAGCAGAAUCACAGGAGCUUGGCCUGACUCUGUGACUGCAGGAUGAGGGAGGGGCCAAGGCAGGACCAGAUGUCCUGCCAGAGACACAUUCCUCAGAGAUGUCUCACCAGGCCUCCUC
Arvicanthis niloticus (Nile rat) is the source of this 4432-nucleotide messenger RNA. NCBI's taxonomy places the organism in Eukaryota, Metazoa, Chordata, Mammalia, Rodentia, Muridae. The record is from RefSeq and is a predicted model, not a curated record.